AUGGCAUUUUGUCCUGAAAUUUGUAGAAACCCCUUAGUUAGCUUAGAAGAAGGGUUGAAAGUCCAGGGUUGCACAGAUCAGAAGACGGUUGACAAAUGUACUCUUUCCUACCCACCCCUGCAACACAUACUAGUUGGUUAUCCAAGGUAUCAUUCAGUAACUGGUAAAUGUCUAAAGCCCUGUUGUGCAUUUCUGAACAGUAAGAGUCAUGGUGCUAGCGAUUACCAUGCUGCCUUCAAACAAGAAGAAUCUUGGUUCAGGCAUAUCAAGUUGGGACCAGUGCCAAAUGACAGGGCUAGUAAUUUGAGAUGCUGUUCUGUUGCCCCAGUAUCGGGACCCACCUGA
Molecule: messenger RNA, 345 nt
Organism: Podarcis lilfordi (Lilford's wall lizard)
Lineage: Eukaryota; Metazoa; Chordata; Lepidosauria; Squamata; Lacertidae
Source: the annotation of a GenBank genome assembly